AGCAAACGAGGCAUAACAAGACGAAGAAUAUCGAUCAUCACACGCAAAGCACGUGAGUACAAGAUCUAGAGCGUAAAUUUUGCGGUGGCGCAGAAGAAUCAGAGAAAGAAUCAAAUCAUCGAUAGAUCAUGAGAACUCACCGCACGCAAACUCACUCCGGCGAAUAUCGAUCAUCUUCAUCUCUUCUUCUGAUUCUAACAAUAACAUGUUUCCUUCUUCUCUCUUUCUCAAUUCCCACCAAUUCCGAAGUCAUCACUUUAACUUCCGACACCUUCUCCGAUAAGAUAAAGGAGAAAGAUACUGCAUGGUUUGUCAAAUUCUGUGUUCCAUGGUGCAAAUAUUGCAAGAAUUUGGGCUCAUUGUGGGAUGAUGUGGGUAAGGCAAUGGAAAAUGAAAAUGAAAUAGAGAUUGGAGAAGUUGAUUGCGGCACGGAUAAAGCUGUUUGUUCUAAAGUUGAUAUUCAUUCAUAUCCUACCUUUAAGGUUUUCUAUGAUGGAGAAGAAGUUGCCAAAUAUCAAGGUAAAAGGGAUAUUGAAUCAUUGAAAGCUUUUGUUUUGGAUGAAGCUGAAAAGGCAGCAGCAAACGCACAACUUGACAAUGAUAAAGAAAUAUAACGAGUUUUGAGUCAUUACCUAGACUACAUUCAGCUCUUACGGCAGGCAGUGCACAUGCCAAAUUUGUAAAGAUCUGUUCUGCUAUGUUAUGAUUAAUCAACAUCUUUUUAGUUUAUUUUGCACACGCCAAAAUUUGUAGAACUAAUUCUGCACACUACCAUAUUUUGUACAACUACAUAAAAUUUAUGGCGUAUUGUUCACAUCGAGGUAUUUAAUUGUUUAGGAAUCAUGCUUGAGGAUUUGUUAUUUCAAUCACUUGCUCAAGAUGUUGUGUUUUGUCGGACCUACGUGUGUGUGAGAUCAUUUUAUGCCAUUAAUCAUUAAAUAGAUACUCAUAAAGCUA
Medicago truncatula (barrel medic) is the source of this 957-nucleotide messenger RNA. Its product is annotated as protein disulfide-isomerase 5-1. Lineage: Eukaryota; Viridiplantae; Streptophyta; Magnoliopsida; Fabales; Fabaceae. Bases 129 to 614 code for a protein of 161 amino acids. The transcript is spliced from 5 exons. Gene Ontology annotation, molecular function: protein disulfide isomerase activity. Gene Ontology annotation, cellular component: endoplasmic reticulum. Gene Ontology annotation, biological process: protein folding. The record is from RefSeq and is a predicted model, not a curated record.